GUGUCGCCAGCGACGACAGACGUCAAAAGCCGGGUAGCCGAUACAACACCUUCAAUACUCGGUUUGACCUUCUCAAGGUGACCGAUACCGCCGGCCAGUUCAGUCGCGCUCAGUCAGAGGACCGUCUCGGCCGCGCGAUUUAUAAUUGAAAAGUCAAGAUGAGCGUACAGUCAGAUCACGAUAAGCGUAAGCAGAUCUCCGUGAGGGGGAUUGUGGAAGUGGAGAAUGUCGCGGAGGUGAAAAAGGCUUUCAACCGUCAUGUCCACUACACAUUGGUGAAGGACCGCAAUGUCGCGACUCCGAGGGACUACUACUUCGCGCUGGCGCAUACCGUGCGUGACCACCUCGUCUCCCGCUGGAUCCGCACGCAGCAGUAUUACUAUGAGAAGGACCCCAAGCGCGUAUACUACCUCUCUUUGGAGUACUACAUGGGGCGUUCCCUUCAAAACACCAUGAUCAACUUGGGCAUCCAAGGCACCGUGGACGAGGCCCUGUACCAGCUCGGACUGGACAUUGAGGAGUUGGAAGAGCUGGAAGAAGAUGCUGGUCUCGGUAACGGAGGCUUGGGCAGGCUGGCUGCCUGCUUCUUGGAUUCCAUGGCCACACUCGGCUUGGCUGCUUAUGGUUAUGGUAUAAGGUACGAGUACGGUAUCUUCGCGCAGAAGAUCGAGAACGGCGAGCAGCAGGAGGAGCCCGAUGACUGGCUCCGUUUCGGCAACCCGUGGGAGAAGGCCCGCCCUGAGUUCAUGCUGCCCGUCAACUUCUACGGACGGGUCGUCGACACACCGCAGGGCAAGAAGUGGGUCGACACACAGGUGGUGUUCGCGAUGCCGUACGACAACCCGAUCCCCGGCUACAACAACAACGUGGUGAACACGCUCCGCCUCUGGUCCGCUAAGAGCCCCAUCGACUUCAACCUCAAGUUCUUCAACUCCGGCGACUACAUCCAAGCAGUGCUCGACCGCAACGUGGCCGAGAACAUCUCCCGCGUGCUCUACCCCAACGACAACUUCUUCGAGGGCAAGGAGCUCCGUCUGCGCCAGGAGUACUUCAUGUGCGCCGCCACCCUGCAGGACAUCAUCCGCCGCUACAAGUCCUCCAAGUUCGGCUCAAGAGAGGCCGUCAGGACCACCUUCGACAGCCUCCCCGAAAAAGUCGCCAUACAGCUCAACGACACCCACCCGGCUUUGGCCAUCCCGGAACUUCUAAGAAUCCUCAUCGACCAGGAGAAUCUCCCCUACGAUGAAGCGUGGAAGCUGGUCACUAAAUGCUGCGCGUACACCAACCACACCGUCCUGCCUGAAGCGCUGGAAAGAUGGCCUGUCUCCAUGCUGGAAAACGUCCUCCCUAGGCAUAUGCAGUUGAUCUAUCAUAUCAACUUCCUCCACCUUCAGGAGGUCGAGAAGCGCUGGCCGGGCGAUGGAAACCGUCUCCGCCGCAUGUCUCUGAUCGAAGAAGAGGGAGAGAAGCGAGUGAACAUGGCGAACCUCUGCAUCGUCGGCUCCCACGCCAUCAACGGCGUCGCCGCUAUCCACUCCGAAAUCCUCAAAGCGACCAUCUUCAGGGACUUCUACGAAAUGUGGCCUGAAAAGUUCCAGAACAAGACCAACGGGAUUACCCCCCGCCGUUGGCUGUUGCUCUGCAACCCUGGAUUAUCCGACCUUAUCUGUGACAAGAUCGGUGAAGAGUGGACGGUGCACCUUGAGAAGCUGCAGGGCCUGAAGCGCUGGGCUAAGGACCCCGGCUUCCAGCGCGCCGUGAUGAAAGUCAAGCAGGAGAACAAGUUGAGGCUGGCGUCUUUGAUCGAGCGUGACACUGGGGUUAAAAUCAACCCGGCAUCCAUGUUCGACGUGCAGGUGAAGCGUAUCCACGAGUACAAGCGUCAGCUGCUGAACAUCCUGCACGUGAUCACGCUGUACAACCGGAUCAAGCGCGACCCGGCGGCGGUGGUGACGCCGCGCACGGUCAUGAUCGGCGGCAAGGCGGCGCCCGGGUACUACAUCGCCAAGCAGAUCAUCGCGCUGGCGUGCGCUGUGGGCAACACGGUGAACAACGACCCUGACGUGGGCGACAAGCUGAAGCUGAUCUACCUGGAGAACUACCGCGUGACCCUCGCCGAGAGGAUCAUGCCCGCGGCCGACCUUAGCGAGCAGAUCUCCACAGCCGGUACUGAGGCUUCCGGCACUGGCAACAUGAAGUUCAUGCUGAACGGAGCGCUCACCAUCGGCACCAUGGACGGCGCCAACGUGGAGAUGGCCGAGGAGGCUGGCGAGCACAACCUGUUCAUCUUCGGCAUGAGGGUGGAUGAUGUCGAGGCUCUGCAGAAGAAAGGUUACAACGCGUACGAGUACUACGAGCGCAACCCCGAGCUCCGUCAGUGCGUGGAGCAGAUCCGCAGCGGGUUCUUCUCGCCUGGCGAGCCCGGCCGCUUCGCUCACAUCGCCGACGUUCUGCUCCACCACGACCGCUUCUUACAUCUGGCCGACUUUGACGCCUACAUCGAGGCGCAGCAGCGAGUCUCUGACGCGUACCAGGACCAGGCGAAGUGGGCGGAGAUGGUGAUCGAGAACAUCGCGUCGUCGGGCAAGUUCUCGUCGGACCGCACCAUCGCGGAGUACGCGCGCGAGAUCUGGGGCGUCGAGCCCUCCUGGGAGAAGCUGCCCUCGCCGCACGAGACCGUCUAAACGUCAUUCCUCCCUCCAGUCAAGGUUACUUGCACCAGCCAAUAACCCGGGAUUAACCGGUUACCAUGGUUACCAGUACACUCGUUAAAACAUCAAAACAUCAUCAAAACAUCAACAUUUAUUCAGCAAAUAGGCCACAAGGGCACUUUUACACGUCAACAUUGAAUUUACAUAAAAGCAAAAAUAAUAACAUCAACAAUUUUAUAAAAUAAAACUAACAAUUCAAUCUAACGUAUUACAAUUACUAAGAGAUGUAUAUGGUCUCUUAAUGUCGAAUUACAUACAAAAUACAGAUAAAAAAACACACACAAAAAAAAUCUAUAAUAUUUAGAGGUGUAAAAUGUCUCUAGGUGUCAGAACUAUAAGAUUAUAUAGUUUAUCAAGUUAUCCUUAGAGAUGUAUAAGGUCUCCAAGAGUCAAUAUCCUGUAUAAUUAAUACAUUCAUUAAAAGAAAAGAAACAUACGAGAACAGAAUGAGGCGUCUCACUGUAAUUAAUUAAUAAAAGUUACUAAGUAUAAUAGCUCGUGUUAGCUUAACAGACCAGUCUCCACAAACAGCACCCGUUCACGAGUAUGACUAACGUUUACACUGGGAUAACGUUUUAACCGCUUAACACCGGGUUAGUGGGAUGGUGCAAGUGGGCCUCAGCACCAGAAUCAGUGUACACCGAUAUAAACCGUGCAAUCCAACUUCGAACAAAAAAUGAGCGGAUCUCUGGUAAAAACAAGUGACGACGCGACAGAUUUAAGCAGGUUUUGUAAGCGAGGCCCGGGCGGCCGUCGCGCGCAAGCAAAUGAGUUCGGGAUUUUGAAUUUCGUACGAGAAAUGUAAAUUGUUCGAAGUUGGACUACUGGGUCUAAAAGACACGUUCCUUAUACUGUGCCAGAACUAUAGUUUGCAAGUCACUUGUCGGCCGACCAUAGGCUAAAAUAAUCAUGUUGUCUGUUACUGACAAGACUGGUUUGCCAGACUAUAAUAUAGUCUGGCAAACGUAUGGGGUGCUGGGAAAUGACUGAAACACGCUCUUAUUAUCUUAACAAUAAAGUGUUCAGUUCAUUUUGAAUAAAUAAGGUCUCUUAUUAACUUCUGCUGCUGAUCAUACAAAUCUGAAAAAUGCGCGCCAUUUGCGAAUCGCUCUCGCACUCGACGCAGGCGGUACAUCGUACUACGUAAGGUUGGUAUUCCACCUAUCCAAUUACUUUGUCCAAUGUGUAUUUAUGUCACACAUUUUGCUUAGAGAGAGAGUGAGACGCAAUGCACAUUGGACAAAAUAAAUUGGACAGGUGGAAACCACCCUUAUGAACGUCUGUUAGCGAGCCUUUUGCGAAUAAUGCAUUUUUCCGACUUGGGAAUGAAAUAAAAUAAGGCUCGAAAUGAAUUGGGAUGCUUCUCUUGGUGCGUUUUAUUAUUUCUUUAACCACAGAUAACACAUGAGUGGUGAUCUUAUACAUACUUGUACCAUAAAGAUAUAAAGGCUCUAUAAGUCCUUAGUGAAAAGAUUGUCUAAAAUUAUUAAAUUAAAAUUAAAGGGUUAGCAACUUUACAUCAUCAACUAAAGACAUGUUGAUCAAUUGAUCAUUGUCUAAAAGUAGCUGCUAUUUUUUAUUGUUAGAAAAUUCUUGCAAAUAAAUUUAUCGUGUUUAUAAUGUUGGCUCUAUUUUUAUCUUUCUAGUCUUAACCUUAUCUGUAGGCAAACUUUUUAGAGCAGCUUUUGGGGACCUUUUCACAACUCUUUGUCUCUAUUAUUAGAAAUUAAAAAGUAAGAGCACUUUGAAACAUCUGUUCCUUUUGAUAUAAUUCUUUAAAGUCAUCGGUAAAAUGAAAAACAAAUUGAUUUGCUAAAAAUUUAAGUUGCCCUCACAGCAUGAUGGUCGCGCGUUUGUCGUCUUUCGUUUUAGAACUGAGGGCCUACCGCGAACCACGUUCGACGUCGUGCCUCCCUGUCACACUUACGUGCGAAUUUACAAGUGCGACUGAGAGGCAACACGUCGAACGUGGUUCGCGGUAGGCCCUCUGUUUCUAUUCUCGAUGACUACAGUGACCGCCAAUUUAGAGACGAUUUGCUUGCGCUCGAUCAAAUUGCGAUCUUGGUAGCUAUGUUUGAUCCUUUUGUAUUGAGUAAGAGUUGAUUGCAAGAAAACCUAUUGAGAUUAUAGUAUGGAACGUUAUAAAUAACGUUGUAGAAAUAAUAAACACCAGUUUUAGACUAGGCAAAGUCCAUAAUAGAUAGUUAAAGUGUUUAUAUUCACUUAAAUUAUGUUUGAAUGUUAUUUUUGUACUAUUAUGUCCGCGUAAAUCUUUUUGAGAAUUUAUUUAUGUGCCAUAAUUAAAAGAUAAAUAUAAAUUUAUAUUAAUUAACGAUGUUAUUUAUAUUGGUCAGGUAGAACCUGGUUGUUUGAGAUGAUUAUACUCGGUAUUUUAUUUGAUGGAGUGUGAGAAAACGAAUUAUAAUAUAUAAAAUGUAUUUUCAACAUAUUUUUUUAUAUAAAAAUGCAGUAAAUAGUUAAAAAAUAAACCAAUAACGAGACUUAUAAUAAUCUUCUAAAUUACAACUUUUUGAAUUUGUUUUGUGUAUGAAGUCAAUAUGAACAAUUAUUAGAAAAAUAAGGUUAUAAUUAAAUUUUAAGGCUAUUUAGUUAUCAGUUUAUAAAAAAAUAUAGUAUAUUAUAAUAAAUUACUGCCAUAUGUAUUGUUAGUGUGCUGUUAUGUUACUCUGCAAUUUUAUAUUUAAUAAACUAUUAACAUUA
This is a messenger RNA of Cydia fagiglandana, 5432 nucleotides long. RefSeq names its product glycogen phosphorylase (gene Glyp). The transcript is spliced from 10 exons. NCBI's taxonomy places the organism in Eukaryota, Metazoa, Arthropoda, Insecta, Lepidoptera, Tortricidae. The record is from RefSeq and is a predicted model, not a curated record. The coding region runs from base 159 to 2684 and encodes 841 amino acids. Gene Ontology annotation, molecular function: glycogen phosphorylase activity; pyridoxal phosphate binding. Gene Ontology annotation, cellular component: cytoplasm. Gene Ontology annotation, biological process: glycogen catabolic process.